GCGUAGGAAAAGCCAUCUACCUUGAAUUUGGCGUAUACAGAUCAUGCGCCCACUAACUUUGAACCAAUGGACCCAAGUCAACAAGCACGCAUAUAAGUGUUUGUGUUCCACACAGGUUUCUAUUCAAACCAGACUGCUCUACUGAUCAGCAUAAAGCCGCCCAAAUCUGCUCACUCAUCCGUCACUUGUUUCUUCGAUCGGAGAUGGCGAGCCAAGUUGAGCAAGUACUGGAGCCAUGGCACGAUCUCACCGGAAAAGUGGUGUUUGUCACCGGAGCAUCGUCUGGUAUCGGCAAAGAAUUCUGUCUCGAUUUAGCUAAAUCUGGUUGUAAGAUAAUCGCUUGUGCUCGCCGAAUGGAUCUACUUAAAUCGCUGUGUGAUGAAAUUAAUGGAAUGACGAUCUCCACCGGAUCUGAAUCCAAAUCGAAAUCGGAAGCGGUGCCGGUGAGAGCCUUUGCUGUGCAGCUGGACGUCAGUGCGGAUGAGGUCACCAUCAAGGCGGCGGUACAGAAGGCAUGGGAAGCGUUUGGGCACAUUGAUGCUUUGAUUAAUAAUGCCGGCAUUUCAGGCCAACCCCGUAACCCGAUGGAUUUUGAAGAGGGAGACUGGAAUUAUAUCUUCCGGACAAAUCUAACGGGAUCCUGGUUGGUGGCAAAGCAUGUUUGUAUAAACAUGCGUAAAGCUAAACAGGGAGGUUCCGUGAUCAACAUUUCAUCCAUUGCUGGUACUAAUCGCGUUUUUCUGCCCGGAGGCGUUGCUUAUGCUUCUUCAAAGGCUGCAGUUAAUACUAUGACAAAGGUAAUGGCAAUGGAGUUGGGAAUCAACAACAUAAGAGUGAACUGCAUAAAUCCUGGAAUUUUUAGAACUGAGAUCACUCAAGGACUAGUAGACAAGGAUUGGUUCAAUAACGUAACUCUAAGGACGGUUCCUUUGAAAACGUUGGGCACGAUAAAUCCAGCCUUGACAUCCCUCGCACGCUAUUUGAUCCACGACUCUUCAGUAUAUGUGACGGGAAGCUGUUUCAUUGCCGAUGCCGGUACCAGCUUGGCAACAAUUCCUAUUUUCUCUUCACUUUGAAUAUGUAUUUUGUCACGUAAUCGCUAUUAUCAUUUAUCUGACCAAGGGACGACCUCUUAAGACGUCCCGUGGUGCACAGACUACCACUCAAUCGAUUUGUCAUAAUAGAAAAACAAUUAAGGGCCUUAAAGGUGCAYCUGCUAUCAAAGUGGUUGUAACAUGUGGGUAUUGAUAGUGUCAUUACAUAUAAUAUUAUAGGUUGCAAUUUUAAAUC
Molecule: messenger RNA, 1290 nt
Organism: Cynara cardunculus var. scolymus (artichoke)
Lineage: Eukaryota; Viridiplantae; Streptophyta; Magnoliopsida; Asterales; Asteraceae
Product: 3-oxoacyl-[acyl-carrier-protein] reductase FabG-like
Exons: 3
Coding region: 204-1076 (290 amino acids)
Molecular function (GO): oxidoreductase activity
Source: RefSeq, a predicted model, not a curated record